GGAAUUUGGUAUUUUGUGAUUGUCAUAUCAAUACUACAAAGCUUCCAAAUGGGAAAGUGAGUGAGUUUGGAAUUGGACUGCCAGGUUGCUUACUAUGAGCAUGCAAUAUGGUAGCUGGGCAUCAUAUGCUCCAAAAUUCAAGGGUAGGCCAGGAAUCAAUGGACAUGACGGAGAAGGAGGAUUGGAAGGAUUCACAGGAGAACCAGGUGAUCCAGGACUGCAAGGGUUGAAAGGUGAACACGGAGACCCCGGUGACCAAGGUCCCCAAGGUGUUGGGCUCUCUGGGUUUAUAGGGGCACAGGGCUCAAGAGGUGACCGUGGAAAGCCUGGAUCAAGCAUACCUGGACAAUCAGGGCAACAAGGUCCACGAGGUCACACAGGGCGACGAGGUUUAAGAGGAUAUCCAGGACAUAGGGGAAAUCCAGGUGCCUGUAAGGCAACAGGAUGUGAUUAGAAAUACCACCUAGAAUCCUGACAAUCAUUAUCCUGGGCCACAAUCCAGUCUACUUCCAGAAAAUUACAUUGAUAUUGAACAACAUGUGUAAAUAAAGGAGA
Molecule: messenger RNA, 555 nt
Organism: Pristis pectinata (smalltooth sawfish)
Lineage: Eukaryota; Metazoa; Chordata; Chondrichthyes; Rhinopristiformes; Pristidae
Product: collagen alpha-2(IX) chain-like
Exons: 4
Coding region: 95-454 (119 amino acids)
Source: RefSeq, a predicted model, not a curated record